UUGAACUUGGUGCAAUUAAUAAUUAGAGAUCGGAAACCGCCCGAUGCCACUCAGGGACAGGACACGGUAGUCGUACAGUACUAGCGCUGAGGUGGGGCUUCCAUGGCGGCCGCGAUGAAGGCAGAGGCCGACCCAGUUCGGGAUCCCAUGACUUCGGGCCCCAGGCUCGAUGACCUCGUCCACCGGCUUCGCCUCUACGUGCCGCCCUCCUUCCCGGACGAGGUCGAAGAGGACGAGGUGGGCGAUUGUGUCGGCGAUGGCAUGGACGAGAGGGGGAAGGUAGUCUCACAGACCGGUUUGGCGGACUCCGCCGCCGUCGUCCCCCGGUUGGAGAGGUUCCGCCCCAAGAGGGCGGCCGUCCUCGUUUGCCUCUUCGAGGGGGAGCUUGGUGAUCUUCGUGUCAUCCUCACCAAGCGCUCCUCCAAACUCUCCACCCACUCUGGUGAGGUGUCGUUGCCGGGGGGAAAGGCGGAUGAGGGCGACGCGGAUGAUCAAGAGACGGCGUUGAGAGAAGCCAAAGAAGAGAUUGGACUGGAUCCUUCUCUGAUCACAGUCGUUACCGUUCUGGAACCCUUCCUGUCCCGGCAUCUUCUCAGAGUAGUUCCUGUUGUUGGCAUACUUUCUGAUAACCAAGCAUUCAAGCCUGUUGCUAAUGCUGAUGAGGUGGAAGCAAUAUUUGAUGCACCCUUAGAGAUGUUUCUCAAGGAUGAAAACCGGAGGUCUGAGGAGCGGGAAUGGAUGGGGGAGAAGUUUCUGGUCCAUUACUUCAACUUCAGUACAGAAAACAAGAAUUUUGUUAUUUGGGGUUUAACUGCAACUAUGUUGAUUCAUGCUGCAUCAAUCAUUUAUCAGCGGCCACCUUCUUUCCCUGAGCAAAAGCCCAGGUACAGAGUCCCCCGCUAUAUAAAGGGGACCUGUAUAAUGCCAUGAACUCUCAGAUUCAUAUUAACUUAUGUCCGCAAGUUGUUUGCGGAUGUUUGUUAUGACACUGUGGAAGGUAAUAAUGGCUCAUCAAUAGCAUCAGGAUAGUGUAAUUCUUCAAUUAAUGGUGCUGUCUGGAUGUUUUUCUAUUAGUGCAUCAGAAAACUGUGAGGUCGCCUGGCUUCAUAUCUGGUAUAAAGGAUGCUCAGAGAGUUUUGUUGUUUAAAACAUGUCCCACGGACAGGUCUUGCAGCUGGCUUCCCUGAGUCUUGUGCCCUGGCAGGCUUACUACCAGUCCAAGAUGGAUGGACCUAAUGCCAACUACACCCUCAAGUAUAGCAACUUUUACUUCAAUCUGUUUGAAAUGUUUCAGACGCACUGCUUGAAGGACCAGCUUUGUGGACUAUUCCAGUGCCAAUAACUUCACAAACUAUACAAUGUAUUCUGCUAUACUGCUAAAAAAAAUUACAGUCGUUAAUGUAUACAUGGUUUAUGGAAUUGUACAUUGAAUCCUUCUUGCAUCACCUCAUAUUAUUCAGAUGGAUCCAUUAGGUUGGAUGUAAUAUUUCUUUUGGAGAUGCCAUGAAAGUUAAUGGUGAUAUUGUUGUAUAACAUUCAAUUCUUGAGGAAAAAAGAAAAAAAA
Messenger RNA from Elaeis guineensis (African oil palm), 1564 nucleotides. RefSeq names its product nudix hydrolase 15, mitochondrial. NCBI's taxonomy places the organism in Eukaryota, Viridiplantae, Streptophyta, Magnoliopsida, Arecales, Arecaceae. Gene Ontology annotation, molecular function: coenzyme A diphosphatase activity. The record is from RefSeq and is a predicted model, not a curated record. Gene Ontology annotation, biological process: coenzyme A catabolic process.